Molecule: messenger RNA, 4101 nt
Organism: Pundamilia nyererei
Lineage: Eukaryota; Metazoa; Chordata; Actinopteri; Cichliformes; Cichlidae
Gene: mpp2b
Product: MAGUK p55 scaffold protein 2b
Exons: 12
Coding region: 1261-2871 (536 amino acids)
Molecular function (GO): protein binding
Source: RefSeq, a predicted model, not a curated record
GUGAAGAAACACCCUUCAAUCGUGUAAUUACUGUUGAUGUGGCAUUGUUUGUCCACUAGAGGGCACUCUGCAACUUCCCUGUUAAUGACAGGCAUUUGAAAUGCCGUAAACACAACUGCCAGCUGGUGCUAGCAGAUCAUCCGCAACUUAUUGUGACAAUAAAACAAGAUUUCUUUUAAGUUGCAUUGUCCUAUUCUCCUAGUAAGCACAUACAUAACAAAUGUUAGGGAUCUGUUAAAUGUGUCUGGAAGAAAAACAUAGUGACUGAUAAGUUGAAUUUUUAAAUAACCAGUCUUAAAAAUGCUGUAUUAGUUGGGCUCUGGUUUUUUAAUUCAACAGAGUAAGAACACACUCAGUCUUCUACCUUUUCCAGGAAACUGGGACACAGACUUUUAACACAAAAGGAAAUAGCCGCCCUGUUAUUUGAUCAGUCACAUCUUAAUAUGAGCCUUUGAGGUGGUGAGAGCUUUGAAGUCAGCCAUGCUGGAUAUGUGCAGGGACACUGCUCUGCCAGUAUCUCGAACAUUAAGAACCGGUGUUGGGUUGACACAAAGGCCUUAGUGUCUGUUUACCAACUUAGACCAUUUCUGUUCCCUGUUAGCGAAAAUACCCACUCUUCUGGCAGCCAUGUCUGCUGUGAUUAAUGCUUCCCAGUAGGAGUCAGAGUGUAAGUCGAAAGCAAUGCUUUAAGGAUAGACUGAACCUUCUCUGACCGCCAUCGAAUUGUUGAUGUCUCAUUGCGGCUGCUGAUUGAUUGGUUAGGGUUUAGCAGUCUGAGUUUACAUCACAGAGAGAGAGAGGAGCAUUCAUGCAUUCAUGUUUCUCACUGAAGCUUCUCCACGAGCCAGAAAGUUCAUUUCAAAACGAGACCGCUGAGUUAUGGCUUAUUAAAAUCUAUUCUUAUCCAAGUUGUAAAACAGUGUUCUGAUGGAAAAAAAUGUUUAUUCGCUGAGCAACUUCAGCAGCUUUGUUGUUGUAUAGCUGGAGCGAGUUAGUGUGUGAAUGUGUGUGUGCGUGUGCGAACUUAUGUGUAGGAGAGAGGGAAGGAGGAAGUCGGGAGUUGUGGGAGAAAGAUACUGCCACUUGUGACAGACUUAAGAGCAGAGUGACUGACAGAGGUGAAAUUGCUUGGGAAAGGAUGUGAGGCUGCUCCUCCUUUCCCUCCUCCCCUCCUCCCUUCUGCUCACUUUCCCUCCAGACUUCUUUCACUCGCGAAUGAAGUAUGAGCUACUGUAUAUGUGCUCCCUUUGUCUUUGAGCCAUGCAUCAGGCCCUGGACACACUGAGUGACAGCACAAGUUCCACAACUGCCAAUGACCUGGACCUCAUCUUCCUCAAAGGCAUCAUGGAGAGCCCAGUGGCUCAUGAGCGAUUUGAGGAACCCAAGCUUGAAGCUGUGCGUGAGAACAAUGUGGAGCUGGUCCAGGACAUCCUCAAAGAGCUGAGCCCGCUCGCGAACAGAAGCCAGGCAGCUGAUGAACUUGUUCGCAUCCUGAAGGAACCCCACUUCCAGUCCCUCCUGGAGACUCAUGAUUCUGUGGCAUCCAAAAACUAUGAGACUCCACCACCGAGCCCCUGUUCAUUCAUGGACGCAGCCCUCAACAACCAGCCGGUUCCUCCAGACGCAGUCAGGAUGGUCGGCAUCCGUAAGGUGUCUGGUGAGCACCUGGGAGUGACUUUUCGAGUAGAGAGCGGCGAGCUGGUGAUUGCCAGGAUCCUCCACGGUGGCAUGAUUGACCAGCAAGGUCUGCUUCAUGUUGGCGACAUCAUCAAGGAGGUGAACGGCAAAGAGGUCGGCAACGACCCCAAAGUCCUCCAGGAAAUGCUGAAGGACGCAAGCGGCAGCGUUGUACUGAAGAUCCUGCCCAGCUACCAGGAGCCGCACACACCUAGACAGGCCUUUGUGAAGUGUCACUUUGAUUACGACCCGUCUCAUGAUAACCUGAUUCCAUGUAAGGAGGCGGGGCUUAGCUUCAACAGUGGGGACAUUCUGCAGAUCUUUAACCAGGAGGACCUCAACUGGUGGCAGGCCUGUCAUAUAGAAGGUGGCAGCGCAGGUCUAAUUCCAAGCCAGCUACUUGAGGAGAAGAGGAAGGCUUUUGUGAAGAGAGAUCUGGAGCUCGCUACUACAGGUCCUCUUUGUGCAGGAGUGGUGGGUAAGAAGAAGAAAAAGAUGAUGUAUUUGACCACCAAGAAUGCAGAAUUUGAUCGCCAUGAGUUGCGGAUCUACGAGGAGGUUGCCAAAGUCCCGCCCUUCAGGAGGAAGACUCUGGUUCUGAUCGGAGCUCAGGGUGUCGGCCGUCGUAGCCUGAAGAACAAACUGCUGGUGUCAGAUCCCCAACGCUAUGGCACCACAAUCCCCUUCACCUCUAGAAAACCAAAGGUGGAUGAGAGAGAUGGCCAGAUGUACUCCUUUAUGAGCCGCAGCGAAAUGGAAUGUGACAUUAAAAACGGGCGUUUCCUGGAGCACGGCGAAUAUGACGGGAACCUGUAUGGCACAAAGAUCAGCUCCAUACACGAUGUGAUAGAAACAGGAAAGAUCUGCAUCCUGGAUGUUAACCCACAGGCUAUUAAAGUCCUGCGGACAUCUGAAUUCCUGCCCUAUGUUGUGUUCAUCGAAGCCCCAGACUUUGAGGUCCUCAAAGCUAUGAAUAGGUCGGCAAUUGAGUCAGGAGUUGUCACAAAACAGUUAACAGACUCAGAACUAAAGAGGACGGUGGAUGAGAGUGAGCGCAUCAAGAGAGCCUAUGGACAUUACUUUGACCUUUGCAUCAUAAACGACGGCCUGGAGGCGGCGUUCCGAAGUCUACGGCUUGCGCUGGAGAAACUGUCGACAGAGCACCAGUGGGUGCCUGUCAGCUGGGUUUUCUGAGAGUCACCGAGAGCUCGCCAGCAAGGUGCCAAGGUCACAGGCCAAAGGUUGAGGGACGAUACAUCACUGGUAGCUCCAGAGGGGGGGUGGGGUGGGUUGUUUUCACAUGCAGCUAUUGGUGGCAGAGGCGUGUGGUGAAGAAGCGGAUACACUGCAGAAGACCAGCCUCAUGUAGAGCAUUUUUUUUUGUACAAAGUUAGUGUUCCUCUGUUGAGCCUAAGGUCAAGUUGUACUUUAUUUGUCAGAACUGGAAUAAAGCUCUAUUGAUGUUUGUAAAGAAGGACUUAGAGGUAAUUAUGAGGUUCAGUGCAAUAGUGCGAGUGAGUGUGCGUGUGUUAUCAUAAAUGUGGAUAUAGACUUAGAGUAAUCCAUAUGUUUUGCAAGUAACAGUGCUAUGUUGGAGGUUUUCCUUGAAGGACAUUUAACGUUUUAGCCUUUGAAUCUUAAAUACUUUAUGUAGUGUAAUGUUUACAUUGGAUCGGUAGGACAGAUUGGUUAAGGAUAAAAGAUACCAAAUGUCAUAUUUGUAUCAAAUUCUCUAUAUUUUAUUUGAUCAUACAGUAUGAUUGUAUGUGUUCAGAACUGUGCGUGAUCUCGUUUGUGUCCACAGAUUUGAAAACUGAACAGCAAUAGAUCAUUUUGAAGAUACAUGCAAUACACACGAGAUACCCUAAUGUGCACACACACACUCUCAUAUAUAUAUAUAUGUAUAUGUAUACAGAAACAGAGUGAGACCUUCUGCAGUAUUCCUGAAGUCUCAGUUUGUUUUAUUUGCUUUUCAAUGUUGAAUACGUUGAACAUUUCCUGUCCCGUGCUGGUAAAGCUCUAGUUUGUUUGACAGUUAAAGGAUCCAGCCAGUGGAUCACAGCGUGUCACUUCUGUCUGCUUGAUUCUGUCGGACUUGUAUUUGUAGCACUGAGAACACUUAAGCUCUAUUAAGAAAAAGAAAGAAAAAUACCUGACGAAGUAGCCUACAGUAUGCACUGAUUGUGUAAUGAAGGCGAACAUGUAACCUAACAUUGCUGGUUGGCUAGUUGAUGGAAGUACUUUUUUUGUUAUUUUCAUGUACAAACAGUAAAAAUAUUUAUCAGUGGCUUCGAUUUAAUGCUUACUUUUGCCUUAACAUGGUUGAAAAGCCAAGGAAACGCUAUAUUUUUUCAUCAUGUAACAUUUCACUUCUAUCACUGUACAUGUUACUCAGAAAAUUAAAAAAAAAAUUCUGGCAACGUA